AUGGCGGCCCGUCCGCUUGUAACGGUUUAUAAUGAUAAAUAUGAGGCUACUGAGACACAGAUUAAGCUUCCAGCUGUCUUCCGUGCUCCAAUCAGAAGCGAUGUUGUGAGCUUCAUCCACGAUCAGAUCAGAAAGAACAAGCGUCAAGCUCACGCCGUUUCCACCAAGGCCGGUAUGCAACACUCUGCUGAGUCCUGGGGAACUGGACGUGCUGUUGCCCGUAUUCCUCGUGUCCGUGGUGGUGGUACCCACCGCUCCGGUCAGGGAGCUUUCGGAAACAUGUGCCGUGGUGGUCACAUGUUCGCUCCACUUAAGGUCUGGAGACGCUGGCACCGUCGCGUCAAUGUUGGACAGAAGCGAUUCGCUGUCUGCUCUGCUUUGGCUGCUUCUGGAGUCCCAGCUCUCCUCCAAGCUCGUGGACAUAUCAUCGACAAGAUCGCUGAAGUCCCAUUCGUUGUAUCUGACAAUGUCGAAAGCUUCAGAAAGACCAAGGAGGCUGUUUCUUUCCUUCGUAGAUCUCAUGUCUGGGCUGAUAUUGAGAAGGUUCACAACUCCAAGCGUACUCGCGCUGGAAAGGGAAAGAUGCGUAAUAGAAAAUACAAGCAAAAGACCGGACCACUUGUCAUCUAUGGUCAAGACGGUGACUGCGCUCGCGCUUUCCGUAACAUUCCCGGAGUCGAUGUUUUGAAUGUUGAACGCCUUAACCUCCUUAAGCUUGCUCCAGGAGGACAUCUUGGACGUCUCAUCAUCUGGACCGAGAGUGCCUUCAAGAAAUUGGAUGCCAUCUACGGAACCCUUGCUGCUAACUCCUCCCAGACCAAGAAGGGAUGGUCCAUUCCUCUUAAUAAGACCGUCUCUGGAGAUUUCUCCAAGAUCCUCCAAAGUGAAGAAGUCCUUAAGGCCGUUCGCCCAACCGUCAGCCACAACGUGAAGCGCAAGCUCCACAGAAACCCACUCAAGAAGCGCAACCUUAUGGUGAAGCUCAACCCAUACGCUGCUGCUUUGAGACGCCAAGCCAUCAAGGCCGCUGCCAAGAAGUAA
This is a messenger RNA of Auanema sp. JU1783, 1041 nucleotides long. The record is from the annotation of a GenBank genome assembly. NCBI's taxonomy places the organism in Eukaryota, Metazoa, Nematoda, Chromadorea, Rhabditida, Rhabditidae.